AUGAUACUUCAUUGUGAUCUGAAGUCAUGUAAUGUACUUCUAGAUGAAAGCAUGAAUGCAUACGUUGGUGAUUCUGGCAUUGCAAAGUUUAUAGUUGGUGACAAGUCAUCGACUCUUACCACCACCCUUGGAACCAUGGGAUACAUUGCGCCAGUUUCAUGCAGUCAUGGUUCACAAAGGGUACUUGCUCUGAAGCUCUCCAAAAAGGCACUUGAAGGUACUCUCUCUCCAUACAGCAGCAAUCUAUCCUUCUCACAGGUUCUUGAUCUCUCAGAUGACAGUUUCCAUGGUCACCUUCUCAUUGAUUUUAGUCGUCUUCCUCUGUUAGAAAACCAUUCUAUAAGAAAAAACAAUUUUGAAGGGUUGAUCCCACAAACACAGAGCCAUUGUCUAGGUCUCCAAAUACUGUCAGCACAAGAUAACCAAUUCUACGGAAGCAUUCCGGAGUUCCUAAGAAGUUUGCAGGAACUCAAGAUCCUAAACCUUUAUGGUAAUAGGCUCAAGGGCACCAUUCCAGUCAGUUUUGCCAACCUCUCAAAGCAGGAGUUCCUUAAUAUUGGUAAAAAUCACAAGCAAGGGAACAUUCCUUCUAAGUUGGGAAGCAAAACCCAGUUGACAUUCUUUAGUGUGGAAAUGAACAAUCUCACUGGAUUUGAGUUUCGCGAUCAAUACACUAACAAGAAAGAGGGGUUGUCGAAGCGUCCUGACGACAUUGAAAGAUUACGAGGAAUUACACUCCCAAUGAUUUCCUACAGAGAGCUAUUGCAUGCAACGAGCAAUUUCAGUGAUGCUAACUUUCUUGGAAGUGGAAGCUUUGGCACAGUGUACAAAGGAAUUCUAGCAGAUGGAAUAACAGCUGCUGUUAAGAGAUUGGAUAUUAUGAUUGAUGUGGAUUGUGCUCUAGAAUAUCUUCACCAUGGUUACUCGGAGGCUAUAGUUCAUUGUUAUCUGAAGCCAUGUAAUGUGCUUCUAGAUGGGAGCAUGACAGCAUACGUUAGCGUUUUGGCAUUGCAAAGAUUCCAGUUGGUCUGA
Messenger RNA from Nymphaea colorata (pocket water lily), 1032 nucleotides. Its product is annotated as somatic embryogenesis receptor kinase 4-like. The record is from RefSeq and is a predicted model, not a curated record. The coding region runs from base 1 to 1032 and encodes 343 amino acids. The transcript has 5 exons. Gene Ontology annotation, biological process: protein phosphorylation. NCBI's taxonomy places the organism in Eukaryota, Viridiplantae, Streptophyta, Magnoliopsida, Nymphaeales, Nymphaeaceae. Gene Ontology annotation, molecular function: ATP binding; protein binding; protein kinase activity.